Messenger RNA from Aspergillus chevalieri, 303 nucleotides. RefSeq lists its product as uncharacterized. The transcript has a single exon. The coding region runs from base 1 to 303 and encodes 100 amino acids. NCBI's taxonomy places the organism in Eukaryota, Fungi, Ascomycota, Eurotiomycetes, Eurotiales, Aspergillaceae. The record is from RefSeq and is a predicted model, not a curated record.
AUGACCCUAAGUCUCCAACCCAACACCCCCACACAUAGCAACAACAUCGACCUCACCUGGGCCAAUAGCCCCCUGGUCUGCCUAGGCACGCACACAGAACCAGCACCUGGCUUCCCUGUCUUAGCAGACGAUAUAGCUCUUUCCACGAUAAUCCACUGGCACCCUGCCAAUAUUGCUAAGCCAGUGGCGCCCCUCCGCAUGGCAACCAUGCAAGAGGAUAUGUUCUACUUAGCCACCAAAAAAGGAGCAGAAGCACUAGGCCAACCCCGCCUAUCCAGCCGUGCCUUUCAUCUGCUGCUCUAG